Molecule: messenger RNA, 1209 nt
Organism: Selaginella moellendorffii
Lineage: Eukaryota; Viridiplantae; Streptophyta; Lycopodiopsida; Selaginellales; Selaginellaceae
Product: pentatricopeptide repeat-containing protein At4g02750
Exons: 1
Coding region: 1-1209 (402 amino acids)
Biological process (GO): RNA modification
Molecular function (GO): protein binding; RNA binding
Source: RefSeq, a predicted model, not a curated record
AUGUAUGGGAAGUGUGGCAGCCUGGGUGAUGCGCGGGCGGUGUUCGAGCAAAUCCACGCUCCAAAUGCGUUCUCGUGGAGCAUCAUCAUGACUGCGUACGCGCAGAGUGGCGAUGUUGGGCAGGCGAAGGAGAUCUUCGACCGGAUGCCCGAUCGCGGCGUUGUUGCCUGGACUUCGCUACUAUCAGCAAAUGCCCGUAAUGGGCAUAUGGAAGAAGUUAAAGCUAUCUUCGCGAGAAUGCCAGAGCACAGCUUAGUCGCAUGGAAUGGAAUGAUCGCAGCGUUUGGACAGAAUAUCCAACUUGGAAGAGCGAAAGAAUGUUUUGAUCGGAUGCCUGGAAGGAACGCCUCGUCCUGGAACGCAAUCGUCUCGGUAUUUGCCCUUCACGGGCAAAUCUCCAUAGCGCAGCAAGCCUUCGAGCGGAUGCCGGAGAGGAACUCCAUGGCCUGGAACCCGAUCAUCCACGCGCUAAAUCUACAGGGCGAUGUUUUUACCGCAAGGAUGGUCUUCGAGAGCCUCCCGGAGUGCUGCAAAGUCUCCUCCUCGACGAUGAUCUCGGGCUAUGCGCAGGCCGGGCAUCUCGACCAGGCCAAAGCUCUCUUUGACUCUUUGCCACACCCGGACGAGUACGCUUGCUCCUCGAUGCUCCAGGCCUUCGCCAAGGCCGGGGACGUCCUCGGCGCCAGGGAGACCUUCGACAAGAUGCCAGAGCGCUGCCGCGACACUCCCUCCUGGAACGCGAUGCUGGGGGCGUAUGCGCAAAACGGGCUUGGCGAGCGGGCGCUGGAGCUCUUCGCAGCAAUGAUCCACGACGGGAUCGCUCCCAACGAGAUGACCUUCUCGACAGUGCUGCAUUCUUGCAGCCAUCUCGGAAGGUGGCGAGAGGCGAUUGCAUACUUCCGCUCGCUGAGCGAAGAUCACGGACUGGUGCCCGAUGUGGAGCUCUACUCGAGCAUGAUUGACGUCCUGGGCCGGAACGGGAGGAUUUGCGAGGCCGAGGAGCUUCUGGCGAGCAUGCCCUUUGCUCCAAACCAGGCCGCCUUUGCGUCGCUGCUCGCGGCUUGCCGGCUCUACCAGGACUCGGGGCGGGGAUCGCUCGUCGCGGGGAAGUUUGCUCGCCACCUUUGCGAGCAGCCGGCAGUGGAAUCCAUCGCCGCGGAGCCGUACGUCCAGCUUGCCAACAUUUACAGGGGCAUGAACGCUCCCUGA